Molecule: messenger RNA, 1062 nt
Organism: Nematolebias whitei (Rio pearlfish)
Lineage: Eukaryota; Metazoa; Chordata; Actinopteri; Cyprinodontiformes; Rivulidae
Gene: map1lc3cl
Product: microtubule-associated protein 1 light chain 3 gamma, like
Exons: 4
Coding region: 120-530 (136 amino acids)
Biological process (GO): macroautophagy; cellular response to nitrogen starvation; autophagy of mitochondrion
Cellular component (GO): autophagosome membrane; autophagosome; cytosol
Molecular function (GO): ubiquitin protein ligase binding
Source: RefSeq, a predicted model, not a curated record
UUCGCUUACUUCCAUCUGAGGGGGACUUGCGUCAGCUCGGGGCCCGAUCCGCCUCACCGGCGCCCGUCAGCCUUCUCCGCCUCCGUCACAAUUAACUAACCUGAGGUGAAAAAGCAACCAUGGCUCCUUUUGAGAAAUCCAUGGAGAUGACACCCUUCAAGCAGAGGAAGUGUCUUGCAACAAGAAAAGAUGAAGUGUGCAGUAUUCGGUCUAAAUUUCCCAAUAAGUUACCUGUGAUUGUAGAGCGUUACAUCCGUGAGAGGACUCUUCCUCUGCUGGACAAAACAAAGUUUCUGGUUCCCUUUGAGCUCACUUUGGGUCAGUUCCUCUGCCUGCUCAGGAAUAAAAUCGCACUGGACCCGUCCCAGACUCUGUUCCUCCUGGUGGCAGAGAGAAGCAUGUCCUGCAUGUCCUACAGCAUGGGAGAGAUCUAUUCUCGCUUCAGAGAUGCUGAUGGCUUCUUGUACAUCACCUACGCCUCGCAGGAGGUGUUCGGAGCCUGUGAGCUGGCAGCCAGGCCGUGUUGCUGAGGCUGAGAUGGAUAGAAAUGAACUGAAGCCCGGCUAACAUCACACAGUCAGGCUGGAGGAGGGGAAAGAUCCAUCUGAGCCAAAUGAGACAUUUUUACCCAGGUACAUCUGUCUACCUCAGCAAACUUCUCUUCUUACUGGACUCUUCGGCUCACAAUACCAGACUAAAGAGGUCAGAAAGGACCCUGAUGGAGACGUUUGUUUGGACCAGUUGGCUUUUAUUUCAUCAGUAACCUUCACUCAAUCACCUGUUCGCAGUAUAGACAAUUGUUCAUUUGAAACAGAGUUGAAAUCCUCACAGACUUCAUAAACGUACAAAGAUUGUGUUUUUUGUGAUGUUUUGUCUACUUGCAGGUGUGUUUCUCUAUGGCUGUAACUUUUAGAGUUAUUAAAGGAUCAGGUGGCACCGACAAACCAGGUAAACAUCAGGUACCUUUUUCAGUUCAUUGCUCAGCUCUUAACUCUUCAUCCUCAUCUUCGUCCACCCAAGAAUGUGAACUCGUCCCACAGACUCAUCAUCGAACACCGAGGU